AUGAUGCUGGUAGAUAUGGUGGUAGUGGCUAUGGCGCCAAUGAGUAUGGCGCUAGUGGAUAUGGCUCUAGUGGAUAUGGUGCCAGUGGUUAUGGUGCUAACGGUUAUGGUCCUAACGGUUAUGGUGCUAGUGGUUAUGGUGCCAGUGGUUAUGGUGCCAGUGGAUAUGGCGCCAGUGGAUACGGUGCGGGCUAUGGGGCUAGCGGAUACAAUCCAAACUUUGGUUCGUCACCAAAUGGUUAUGAAAAUAUCGGAAACGGAGGAUAUGGUGGCUUUGGAGGCAACGGCGGUU
This is a messenger RNA of Brenthis ino (lesser marbled fritillary), 291 nucleotides long. The record is from the annotation of a GenBank genome assembly. Lineage: Eukaryota; Metazoa; Arthropoda; Insecta; Lepidoptera; Nymphalidae.